Molecule: messenger RNA, 7863 nt
Organism: Zootermopsis nevadensis
Lineage: Eukaryota; Metazoa; Arthropoda; Insecta; Blattodea; Termopsidae
Gene: Syx1A
Product: Syntaxin 1A
Biological process (GO): intracellular protein transport; exocytosis; vesicle fusion
Cellular component (GO): SNARE complex; plasma membrane; endomembrane system
Molecular function (GO): SNAP receptor activity; SNARE binding
Source: RefSeq, a predicted model, not a curated record
CAUGCGCACAUUGACAGACGGCACUGCAGAAGCAGUGAAAUCAUAAGCGUAUCGAUUUUUAUUAUUGUAGUGUCUGUUUCCUUAGUUUUAGUGUCAUUUCAUGGAAAUAUUUGUGAAUGGGAUGCUUAUAUAGAGCAAGACGAACCCUCACUGUGUGAAUUGGACAGUUAGAAGAUGACGAAGGAUAGGUUAGCAGCCCUGAAAGCGGCACAAAGUGACGAUGAUGAUGUUGGCCCUGAUGAUGUCACUGUCACGGUGGAGGGAGGAUUCAUGGACGAAUUCUUCGCUGAGGUGGAGGAAAUCCGGGAGAUGAUAGAUAAAAUACAAGCCAAUGUGGAAGAGGUGAAGAAAAAACACAGUGCCAUCCUUUCAGCUCCACAGACUGAUGAAAAGGUCAAACAGGAGUUGGAGGAUUUAAUGGCUGAUAUUAAAAAAACUGCCAACAAAGUCCGUGCCAAAUUAAAGGUCAUAGAACAAGCCGUAGAACAAGAGGAACAAUCAAAUAAAUCCUCGGCUGAUCUGAGGAUACGGAAAACACAACAUUCUACGUUGUCACGGAAAUUUGUUGAGGUGAUGACCGAGUAUAAUCGGACACAGACCGAUUAUAGGGAGCGAUGUAAGGGGCGGAUACAGAGGCAACUUGAGAUUACUGGUAGAACGACAACCAAUGAAGAAUUAGAAGAAAUGCUAGAGCAAGGUAACCCAGCAGUAUUCACGCAAGGGAUAAUAAUGGAAACGCAACAAGCGAGACAGACGCUAGCAGAUAUCGAAGCAAGACAUGCUGAUAUAAUUAAAUUAGAAAAUUCCAUUCGGGAAUUACACGACAUGUUCAUGGAUAUGGCAAUGCUAGUAGAAAACCAGGGGGAAAUGAUAGAUCGUAUCGAGUAUCACGUAGAACAUGCAGUGGACUAUGUCCAGACCGCCACACAAGAUACCAAGAAGGCACUCAAGUAUCAGAGUAAAGCUAGGCGGAAGAAAAUCAUGAUCAUGAUCUGCGUCGCCAUUCUUGGAGUUAUCUUGGCUUCAACAAUUGGAGGAUACUUCACAAUGUGAAGUGAUCCAUGUUCAUCGAAACUCAUUGGUGAUAGCACCAGUCAGUCCGAGCAAAAACAAAUCAGUAUCAGCAUGCAAUGCCUCCUACUGGCAACACAGGCGUUUGUUGCAGUAGCAGAGUUCACGUAUUGUUUACAAACAUUAUUUCUUUGUCUAAGUUGUUACGAAGAACAAAUUAUUGGCGUAUAAUUCCAAUAUAAAUACAGUUUUAAUUUUCUUUUUAGAUAAAAUAAGACUAAGCUAAAUGAAUGCAAGCAUAUUCCUACCUAUAACAUUAGCUUGUUGCCACAGGGUGGGUAGUAUUAUUAAAUUCAGAAGUGUAUAACCUAACCUAGGACCAGCAAAAUUGACAAGUUUAGUAAUUCAUACAAAGGUGCUUCUUGAAGUCAGGGAUGUUUUGUUAUCACAAGUCCAUUGUGAAACUAGAAGGAUGUCUUUUCCUGAUGGGAGAAUGUUAUCCUUCAUUAUUAAUUGUAAAUAAUGGAGGUGUUAAGUAGUGGUAGCUAACAGAUUCUAGCUUUGUGUCAUAGGUAGAUGAUGCACAGUUUAUUAGCUUGCAUAGCUUUCUCCUAUUUUAUCGCUUUUGCCAGAAAGGCAACUACUUAAUCUUGAUGCUCAAAACAUCUUGGCAUGUGUGGAUAAUGUGAACAAAACAAGUCUCCCAUUACAAGUACUCAUUCUGCUGUAUAUCUGCAGUCCCAUGGACAUUCCUUGCUCGUGGUUUUGAACGUCUGCAUAGGCAGUGUGCGUUGAUAUCGCCUGGAAGUGGAAUUGGCUUUUAAGGACUGCGAUCUCUGAAGAGUGUUGAUUGGCCACACAUGACGGAGGCAGUUAGCUUAUUAAUACAAAAAUUUUGAUCAGUUACUAGCUGAUUCAGUAAUAUGUUUAUUGUUCUUGGCAUUUGUAUCGAGUUGAAAAGAUAUAAAUGCAUUAUUUAUUUGUUAUCUAAAAAAUGGUAAGGAUGGGAUGAAUUCAGCUGACUUCAUGAGCCUGAAUGUAGACAUUUUGCGGUAGCAAUAAUAUAAGGUGUAUAGCAUUCAUUUUUUUCCCCACACGUGAUAUAUAGUUGCAGAUAAUUAUGUUUUUGUUAAAUUAAGAUUAUAUAGGAAAUUGUAAUACUUGUGAAUGUUAAAUAUAUAGAUAGGUUACUUAACGACUUGUACAGAACAGAUAUAUUAUUGUAGUUAUAUGGAUAAAACAUUGAAAAAUGUCAUAUUUCACACACUUUUUGAAGAAAAGAAUAUGUUAUUGCAGAUUUUUCUUGGCUUCUCUCUUUGUGUGUAAAAAUGUGUUCUUGAAUUGCCUCUUUGGCAGAUAUGAAAUAAUGUUAGUGUGUUAUAAACAAUAAUCUCAAACAAUUCAUUUCAUCAGAAGUGAACUCAUAGUGGAGACUGAGAGGUGGUACAUAGUUUUUGUAAAAAAAUAUAUAUAUUCAAAUCUUCAAAUUUCAAGUAAGUUUUGUAAUCAGAUAAUUACUACUGUGUAUUAUUGUAGUAGGAUGGUGGGGCAGCUAUGUUGUUGAGCACACACAUACAUAUAUGUACACACACACACACACACACAGAGACACACACACACUUAGAUUAGAUAAAGGGGAGAGAGAGAAAUCAAGUUAAAAAUAGGAAUUGACUUUUUUAAUUACUGUUACUAUAGCAUCAGACUUUAAAAGAAAGGAUAAGCACAAUCAACAUCUGUUGAAAGUCUCCUUGGCCUAAUGUUUACAAACUACUUGAAAUUUUCCAACGAUUUAUUUACAAGCCUAUACUGACGACUGUUGCGAUGAGUACCAUUGUGCUAGUGUUUGAUUUUUACCCUUUCAUGAAUGUAAAUCAGCAUUAUAAUUUAUGAUGAUGAGGUCCUGUAUGAGAAAUCUACAACAACAUGUAGCUCCGCUAAAGCUUCUGUGCCCCUUAGGGAUUUUGCAGGAAUAUGGUACUCUAGAAUUUUUUAUGUCGUAAUUCAAAAUUAUCUCUACUGUGAUAACUGAUAGUAGUGUAACGAUGCCAAGAAGUUUCUAUAUUUGUGAAUAUAAUUAUUUCAUUUCGUUCUUCUGUGUAUUGUUCUAUUGUUCGACAUCUAGGUAUAAGACGCAAUGACCCAGGAGCAUGGAAGUUUUGGUCAUUUGGUUUAAAUUGCCUCUAGAUACUGUCAUAAUGUCGUGUAAUCACAUAUAUGAUUAUGUAUACAUGUAAGUGUCAUUAUGAACAGGAAAUUCUACACGCAGAUCUUUCCAUUUGUAAAUACUAUGGUCAACUGGUGGAGAAGUUAUCUUUUCUGUAUUCUGCUGAGGCCACCUCCUUCCUUACUACUACUGAUGUAUUUGAAACAAUGAAAAGGUUAUGCAAGAAGUUGGGUUUUUUCCCCUGCUAUUUGUAUUUACACUUAAUUAUUAUUUGACUGAACGAUGUAGAAAAUUCUAGUUUGUUAUUUAGAACAAUCUGCCACCGCCGUGUGAGAAGAGUAAGACCAUAGAGUAGCACAUUGCAAUAUAGAGCAAAGAAAGAUAACUUCUCUUGCACUGUAUAUCAAUUCACUAAGCCUGAGUGGAUUUUUAUUUCAGCAUUUUUACCCCUGACUGUAGCAUAGAUAUGUGUGUCAUUGAGAGACUUCUUUCUUAAAACUAUGAUUCUUCUGUCUUCCGUGUGCAUUUGCUGAUACCAGAGCUUCAACUGUCACAUUGUAAUAGUGCAAAAACUGAUUUGUUUGUUUGUUUGUCAUAGUGUUUUUUUUUAUUUAAAAUAAGUAAGUUGUCACAGUUCAAGUACUGGUUAUGUAGAGUGCGUGUAAGCUGUGAAUGGAACAUUAAAUUUGCAAUAUAUAGCUUGUUUAACAUUCUGUUCCAUUGAACAUUCAGUAACUUUAUGAGAUAUAUGGUAUAGUACAGUACAGUGAAACAUAUUUGAAACAAGGUGCAGUAGAAUUUUUGUUCCUUGUUAUCAGAAGAAUCCUCACUGCAGUCGGAGUUCUGUUUAGUUUUUUUUUAAGUACGUGAAUGAGAGGUUGCUCGUCAUAAUGGAAAUUUUCAUGAAAAGUUUUCAUUUACUUAUAAUAAUUGUGUACUGUAGUUAAGUUCAUUAUAUCUGGCCUUUGCUGUGUUUCUUAAUCUGCCUUAUAGUUGCAUUUUAAGAUACAAGUGAUUCCAAUAUUUAAUUGCAGUUCAAAAUUAUGCAUCAACCAUACCACAUUGUGUCAAAAUUAUUUUAAUGCUCAUGUAUUGUCUCCAGGAAUGUUUGAUGUAGAAUAUGUUCAUAUAUUUUCUCAGUAGUACUGGUAGUAAGAGACUAGAAGGAAAUAUUUUUGUUCACUGGAAACAUAAAUACUCCAUCAUUAUGAAACUACAGCUUGAUUGUUUGAUCAGUUGGCUACCACAGAUAAUGAGGUUCCAUUUAUUUAUCAGAGAUUCUCAGUUACAUCAUCUCUAACUUUGACACCCAACUACAGUGUGUUCACUGAUAAACUGGAAGAAAGCCGUCACAAGAACAUUUUCAGCGCCUUUUAGGGAAAAAAGAAGAAGUAAGAUGAUGUCAUUGUUUUUGUGGAGUGAUAAUUCGGUCGUUUCGGGAAAAUUGUAUAAGUGUUUGGUGGUAAGUGAUGCAUUACAGUUUAUUAAUGGAUGCACUGUAUUGUAUAAUUAAAAAACAAGUUAAAACAUUGCAAUAUCAAAAUUUGGACAUUUGCAGUGGAGCGUAGUUAUAAAUAACCGAGGACCAGGGAUUACUUGACACUUGGUAAAUGGAUGACAAAUACUGGGGACUACUAGUACACAAACAGUGUAUGAGCUGGGACAGCUCAGUCAGUAUGUAAUGUCUGACUGUUGAUUGACAUCUGGGGUUUAAUCUUCAGCAGGGGUAAAGAGUUUUUAAUAUAGAAUCUGCAUCCAGACUGGUUCUGGGGCUCACCCGGCCUCCUGUCCAUUGGGUACCAAGGGUCCGUUUACCAGGGGUAAAGCCUAUCCAGGGCAUGAUGUCGACCACUCGCCCCAUAUAGUGCUGAGGUCAAAAAUGAGUAGGAGUUAAUACCUCCUCCCCCUAAGCAUCUAUAUAUCUCUUUUAUGUCUAGUAGGACAGAUUUACUUUACACAAACAGUUUCUGAGUACGCAGUACUUCCAGUUUGAAAUGCGGAAUGAAUAAGAGAGCUUUUUUAAAUUUUCUGGAGAUAAAAACAUUGUGUUGUCCAUCAUAAUGGAUUUUAAUUUGAUACAAUUUAUAGCACUGUUUGAUUGACCUACAUCUCAUAUCAAUCAUCAGUUGCCCAUGGGGUAAUGGUGGAUCUCAUCAGUUUACAACAUUUAUCAUACUGUAUGAUGUGGUGAGGUUGGCAAACUUAAAGUUACAGCCUUGUCCCGUUUUGAAAGCAGUCUUUAUCAUUAUGAUUAUUGUAGUACUCGCUGCACAUCUCUAAGCUUUGCAGAUUUCAAACACAUUAAUUGCAAUGUUUCGUGUGUAGGUUUAUAGCUAGUUUUAUACUAAGUAAUGACUAGAAAUUAAAGAUUUAACAAAAAUAUGUAUGAAGUGUUUUCUAGCAAGUAUUUUUUCUGGAAAGGAAAUCAGUUUCAAAGGAAUGUCUGCGAGUGAAAGCAGGAGUGUGUGUGGUAUAGCGCUGUAAAUCUGAGCAACAAAUUCUCAGUGGACCUCAGUUAAUGAAUCAUAUAUUACACCACUUGAAGCAGACUUGCCGAUGAAGGAAUAAGGCAAUAUAAAUAAAUACAUUAACACACAGUCUAGUUAAAAUAAUCACCAGAAAUCUUGUGUAAGUGUCAAUUUUUCUCUCAAGAAUGCAUCACAACAUUACUGCAUCUUUUGGAACUGAUGUGGUUACCAAAGUGAGAAUUUACUAUCCAGAGAGGCCAUACAUCCAAGGUGUUUCUUAGGUAAUGUGAUGUGUGUUGUAGAUUUAAAAAUUCUUAGUACCGUAUAUUAUAUAUGAGUGUUUUUCUGCCUGUAAAUUGAAACUUGAAUAACUUCAGAUCUUCUAAUUUUGUUCCUGUACUUUUUGUGUGUUCUUAAAACUGUACAAACAAGGCAAUAUUAUGAAUAACUUCUCCCAUAAUCAUUACUGAGAGAAGGGUAGGCUGCAUCUCGGCAACGCAGUCCACUAGUGUUGGGUGCAUAUGUCAGUUCGCUAGCAUUUGUUGCUUCUGUAUGGCAUUCAAGUUAUAAGAAAGUUGGUGUGGUUGAUGUAUUGAUUACAUGCCAGAACAUUAAUGGAUUGUUUGCUGAAAUGUUUUUUUUUAACUACUUGAAUGAUAUACGAUUUUAGUAUUUCAUGUUGGUAAAAUGUGAUGCUUGCAGCUCUGUGCCAGCUAGUGUGGAGUGGCUGUGAUUACCAAUUGAGGUUGAAGAAACUGUUGAAAUUGCAGCAAAAUAUACUCAUUCAUUCACCUGAGAUACACCAUUCUACAUACAGAUACAAAGUGUUAAUUGUAUGCCACAAGAAAUGUGCCUAUCCAGUCUGCUCCUUUUAAUGUAGAUUAUUUCUGUAGGAAUGUUACGCCGAUUUAUUUUUAUAAACAUUCAAAAAUGCUUUUAAUAACAUGAUUUUAGUUUUUGCUAACUAACAGUAAUAAAAGAUUUUUCUUGAAGUCAGAAGCACUGUACCUUAUAGAUAAAAAAACAUAUCUGACCGAAAUUGAUUGUAUUCAGUAGACCAAGAAUUGUUUUAUCCUUCAGAUAAGUGGUCAUGCUAAUGCCAUUUAGGUGACAGAAUACUGUAUGUCACUGUCUGACUGUUGAAGUGAUGUCAGUGUAUUAACUUGUGUGAAUACAGCACGCCCUUGCCAUUCAUGGCAGUCGUGUUGUUGAAACCUUUGCAAACAGUAAAACCGUGAUGCACGAAGUUAAGACCUUAUGGGAAAAUGGGGUUAGGAAAACCAAAGACACGUUAACCAUGAUACUAAAUUAUUGAUAAACCUGAAAACAUCAGUGUUGGUGUUUAUUGGGAUGAUGUCGGUGUUCCCGGCUGAAAGUUGUCAGGGUUACUGAACAAAGGACAGCAUUCAUUCUAAAAAUUGUAAAAAGUACAGUCAAAGUACACUCUGUGGCACAAUAUCUGGGUAGCUACUGAGAUAGGCUGGCAGAUAUGGGCUAUUUUGUGUUAUUCCAUGUGCCUGUGCAAGAACCGCAAAAGAGUGAGGGACUUAUGCCACAAUAAUUUUUCUGCAAAAAAGCAAGACUGUGAUGCACAAGCCUACAAACGAGGAGGGUCUGCUGAACUUGAUAUCAUUAACAGUCACUUGUUAAAUUGUUCAUAUUGUGUUUCAGUUCUCUAGCAUCAUCAUCAAGUGAACAAAUGUAUGUGGACGGUUUACAAGCAAGUAUUGAUGAUGUCAAGUAUUCACAUAAACACUAACCUCACUUCUGAAUCAUGCCAAUAUAAGUAUCAGUAUGUUAUUUUUAAUCUCAUUCUAUGCUUCUUAAGAUUUAACAAAGGAAACUACAUACAAACUUUGAGUGGGUCUCUUUCUUUCUGUAAAUGAUCUUCAGUUUUUUUAUGCUUUAUAUAGUGUUCUGAGUUUAUAAAAGAAGUAAGCUGACCAAUGAAUUUUAUAGAAAGAAUGAGUCUUUAGUGCUGCAACAUUCAUCAAAUUAUUCUUCCAUCAUGUGUUGUAACUUUGUUGCAUUAUAUUGAUUGCACUUGAAUUGAUGACAACUGGAUCAGUGGAAUACAAGUUGAUGUGUGGUGGCAUGGGCCAUCUGAAGGAGGUACUGUGACAAAAACCAUCCAGUCCAAUAGCAAACAAAUAAAAGAAAAGUGUUCCUUUGGUGUUGUAGUAAUCUCAACAUAUUCAAAGCCUUAUAAUGUAUUCAUAA